AUGUUCAUAUUCAAAAGUCUGCCGUUCGCUGGAGGCAUUUCUGUACGCAUCCUUCAGUAUACCUCCUUGACUUUCGGUUUUUUCAUAGCCUCUCAUCGGUGCAGCUCCCGCAAGGGUGCAAGUCCGUACACCUCUGUGGACAGUGAACGCUACUCGUCUCUUGUUAAGUCUGUUAUAUCUUCGAGGGUCAGUUCUCAAACUCCAGAGACCCUACAAGCUGAGGAUGAGCACAUAUUCGGACCAGUUGUCAAAGCUCAGACUCUGUCAAAACAAGAGCCGAGGCUUCCUAAAGUCAUGCAUCCUUUCUUACAUUGCAAAUACACUCCAGAAACAGAGGAGGUUGAGUCAGAACUCCCUGUCCGGAUUGUAUUAAACCGGGAGAGGGAUUCGUCAAUGCCGAGUGUGACCAGGAUUCUUCAGGCAACACUUUCUCAAGAGCAGCUCUUUUUUCUGGAAAGAUGGAGGAGGAGGAUGACUGCAGAACUGGGGGAAGAGGGCUUCAAAGAGUACACCAAAAAUUUGUUUAGACAAGGGAAACUUUUCCAUUCUGCCCUGGAGAACGUUUUAAUGUCAGAUGCUUUAAGCAAAGAUGAACUGCACGCAACACAUCCACCUGAUGUCCUGGGAUACAUGAAGAGCAUAUGUUACAUUCUGGAAGAUGUCAGAGCUGUAAGAGCAAUAGAGAGCAGUGUGCAGCAUGAUGCUCUUGAUUAUUUGGGCGUCGUGGACUGUGUGGCUCGUUAUAGAGGUGUUUUGUGUGUUAUUGACUGGAAGACUUCUGAAAAACCUAAACCAUUCCUGAGCAACACAUAUGAUAACCCUAUCCAGGUGGCAGCCUACGCUGGGGCGUUGAACAGUGACGGUAGAUAUAAAUACCAGGUGGAGAACGGCCUUAUUGUUGUUGCUUACAAGGAUGGCUCACCUGCUCAUGCACACCAACUGAACCGUGAGCUUAUGUCGGAGUUUUGGGAAAAGUGGCUGAUUCGCUUAGAAGAGUUCAGAGAACAGAGGUGA
Nerophis lumbriciformis (worm pipefish) is the source of this 1014-nucleotide messenger RNA. The record is from RefSeq and is a predicted model, not a curated record. Lineage: Eukaryota; Metazoa; Chordata; Actinopteri; Syngnathiformes; Syngnathidae.